Molecule: messenger RNA, 2061 nt
Organism: Colletes gigas
Lineage: Eukaryota; Metazoa; Arthropoda; Insecta; Hymenoptera; Colletidae
Gene: RSG7
Product: regulator of G-protein signaling 7
Exons: 13
Coding region: 238-1797 (519 amino acids)
Biological process (GO): intracellular signal transduction; regulation of G protein-coupled receptor signaling pathway; G protein-coupled receptor signaling pathway
Source: RefSeq, a predicted model, not a curated record
GGCCGAAAAAAUACGUUGGAUGUAAUGUCUGCUCGAAUACCUCGGCUGUGAUGAUACUUUCCUUGUACGAGCUAUAGUAAAUUCAUUGUUACUAAUGUUGGCCCCGAUACAUUGCAUUCUGCUAAUCUCGUCACACUGGAUGCAUUAAUCUCUCUGGUGAAUUUAUCCGUCGAAAUGGAUAUACACAAUUGAUUUUCCUCUCAUGAUGUGAAUUCUCAUUCCAAGAAACGGCUGGAUAUGGUAACUAUGAAUUCUGAAAAGUCGGCAUAUUGCCGAAAGUCGGGUGAAAGCAGUGAGAAUGGUGAAACAGGCGAGCAGCUCAGAAAUAGGCAUAAUCAGACAAAUCAAUGCAAUGACCAGAAUGGAGAAACGAUCGAAAAGUAUCAAAAUAGCCUCAUGUAUCAUAUCACUGCCUCGUGUGCUGAAGACACGCCCAAUUAUCUAGUGUUUCAGAAAAUGGAAGCGAUCGUAGAGAAAAUGUUAGAUGAAGUCACAGGAGUUCCAGUGAAAACUGUGAAAAGCUUCAUGACAAAGACGCCUUCUGUUUUCACAGGUGCAGAUUUGGUGUCGUGGAUGAUGAAAACCAUGGCCAUAGAUGAUCAAGAGGCUCUCCAUGUGGCACACCUCAUGGCAUCUCAUGGAUAUUUUUUCCCUAUCGAUGAUCACUGCCUUACUGUGAGGAACGAUAACACCUUCUACAGGUUCCAAACGCCAUAUUUUUGGCCAUCGAAUUGCUGGGAACCAGAAAACACAGAUUACGCGGUUUACUUGUGCAAACGAACGAUGCAGAACAAAACUCGUUUGGAAUUGGCGGACUAUGAAGCGGAGAAUUUGGCAAAAUUACAGAAAAUGUUUUCACGGAAAUGGGAGAUUAUAUUCAUGCAAGCGGAAGCGCAAAGUAAAGUUGAUAAAAAACGAGACAAAUUAGAAAGAAAAGUGUUGGAUAGCCAGGAAAGAGCAUUCUGGGAUGUAUAUAGGCCGAUGCCAGGAUGUGUCAACACUACGGAAUUGGAUAUUAAGAAAGCAUGCCGAAAUUACAAGCCAAUUCCAGAGGCAAACAAAAAUGUACAAAUUGGAGCAAAUGCUGGUAAAAUUCCUUCGCAUUCAAAGUCGAAUAUAGUAUCGUCUUUGGAAAUAUUACAUAAAGAGAUUGAAAUGUUAAAUACUAGAUUAGAUAGACCGAACACUAAGGUAUCGAAAGUUUCUGAGGCUCUGAUCGGAUAUUUUGAACAAUACGUAGAGUAUGAUCCUUUCUUCGUACAACCGGAAUUCACGAAUCCAUGGAUAUCGGACAGUUCAGAAAUGUGGGAGCAAGAAAAAUUAGCAAAAGAAAUAUCAACGAGAAGAGUGAAAAGGUGGGCAUUUAGUCUUCAAGAGUUGUUACAAGAUCCCGUUGGUAGAGAACAAUUUAUACGGUUUUUGGAUAAAGAGUUCAGCGGUGAGAAUUUGAAAUUUUGGGAAGCCGUUCAGGAAUUGAAAACUUUACCGCAAAAAGAUAUUCAGACGAAAAUAAAUGAAAUUUGGUACGAGUAUUUGGGCCCGGAUGCUAGCUGCCCUAUCAAUGUCGACUCCCAAUCUUUUGAAAUAACCAGGAAGAACUUGCAGAAAGCUGAUCGAUGGUGCUUCGACGUUGCAGCGGCACACGUGUAUCACCUGAUGAAAAGCGAUAGUUACUCGAGGUAUCUACGUUCAGAAAUGUACAAGGACUUUCUCAAUGGCUCGAAGAAAAAGACCUCUGUAAAAGGUAUUCGUUCUAUCGUGUCGUUCAGCGGCCGAAGGGAAACAGCUACAUCAUAGUCAAUGCAAUAUAAAUUUUUCUGUUACGGAAAUCAUUCCAAAUCUCGAAAUAGUAUUUCCGUUCACGCAGCGAUUCUAAGAAGAAUACUAUCAAUUUUAAAUAAGUAAGUAUAGAAAUAUUGUUUACGCAUAACUAAACUGUCUUUCUUAAUGUACUGUUUCUCUUUAGUUCUUCGUUCUCGUGUAAAUUCGAUACGCUCGGCGAAAUAAAAUCAUCUUCAGUUUUAUAAAUAAUUCCUUCUACCCGUAUGUAUCAUAAUUAUG